UUGACUACAUCCAGUUGAAAGUGCCAGUUAUUCAGCAGCUGUACCACUGGGACUGUGGGCUAGCCUGCUCCAGGAUGGUGUUGCAAGGAACAUGAGCUUAGGUGCAGGAGAGUGAAAUACCUAUUUAGAUGUCCACUUAGUAGCUAUGAAGCAGAAGAUUUUCAUUUCUCUCCAUCCCUUCUGCCAAGACGUUAGUCCGUGUGCUGGUACAUGAAUCAUUUGGAUGACGAUGAGUUUCAGAAGGCCAUCCGGGAACUUCGAUUAACAAAGAGCAUCUGGACCAUUGAUCUGGCCUACCUAAUGCGGCACUUUGGCGUGAAGCAUCGGUUCUGCACACAGACGCUUGGAGUGGACAAGGGCUAUAAAAACCAGUCAUUCUACAGGAAGCACUUUGACACGGAAGAGAACCGGGUGAACCAGCUGUUUGCACAAGCCAAAGCCUGCAAGGUGCUGGUGGAGAAAUGCACGGUGACUGUCCAGGACAUACAGAAGCACCUGUCCCAAGGUCAUGUAGCCAUUGUUCUGGUGAAUGCAGUCCUGUUACUGUGUGAACUUUGUUCAAGCCCCGUCAAAUAUUGCUGCUUCCUCCCCAUUGGCCAGAAGUGCUUCUGCAGGAACCCUGACUACCAGGGCCAUUUUAUUGUUUUGUGUGGCUACAACAAAGCCUCAGGGAGUAUCUACUACAACAACCCUGCCUACGCUGACCGAACAUGCAGCACCAGUAUCAGUAACUUUGAGGAAGCCAGGACAAGUUAUGGGACAGAUGAGGAUAUUCUCUUCAUCUACAAGGACAGCUGACAUCCAAGUCUGGAAGAAAAUGAACUUGUCAGCUUGUGACACAGCGAUGGCAGAAUCUUUUUAGUUCUGUUGCAUUAUGAGAAUGAAAUGUAUUUACUGUAGCCCAUUUCCUGUAUAAUCUCAGCUGGACUGCCCUCACCACCUGU
This is a messenger RNA of Alligator sinensis (Chinese alligator), 944 nucleotides long. It is a transcript of the gene GUCD1, whose product is annotated as guanylyl cyclase domain containing 1. The record is from RefSeq and is a predicted model, not a curated record. Bases 211 to 798 code for a protein of 195 amino acids. The transcript is spliced from 7 exons. Lineage: Eukaryota; Metazoa; Chordata; Crocodylia; Alligatoridae.